AGGAUCUGCACACUGCUAAGGAGCAGCCAGGCAGCUGGAGCCCCUCCCGGCCGGGGCUAUGGGGGCGCAAGUCGGGCUCUUCUCUCUGCUUCUCGGGGGCAUCUGUGCCCAGCUGGGGGUGAUGGUGGACUCCCCAGUGGUGGCUCAGCUGGGAUCCCAGGCUCUCCUCCCAUGCACCUUCACCGUGGCGGACGCCCCCAUCAGCCCAGAGUACCUGGCUGUGCUCUGGUAUUUCCAGGGCCAGGAGCUGGUGUCGUACGAUGACUCCCUCUUCGUCUCCCGGCCGGGGGCCUCCAUGGACACGGAGCAGCUCGCCAAUGGCAACGCCUCUCUGGUUCUGCGCAAUGUGACCGUGCCGGACCAGGGAGCCUACCAGUGCCUCCACAGCCCGGACAGAAGGGAGCAGAGGCUGCACCUGGCUGUGCUGCGUCAGUGCUGGCGAGAGAGCGGGGUGACCAGCGCGGGAACUGGCUCAGCAGCCGGCCCCUCUGCUCUGGGCACGGCCCCUACCGUGCGUGUCGCUGGGGCUGGGCAGGGUGUUUUGGGGAUAGAUGGGCACAAAAGGGGGCAAGGGGUUUCCUUAAAUUCCUGGCAUGUGACUUGGCAGGAGCUGGUGCCUCCAGGGGGCUGUUUGCCCUGGCGUUCCUGUUCAUAGUUGGGCAGCUCUGGCUGUCGCCGGGGGAGGAACCACGCAGCUGAGCAGGGGGAUGCUUGGGAGGCCCCCAACCCCCACCCCCUGGGCUCUCCCUGCUGAUGCCAUCUGGUUCCCCGCAGCCAUGCCCACCGUUGCCGUCCCCAGUAAAGCGGUGCUGAGGGUGGAGCAGAACUUGCUGAAAUGCUCCGUGUCCGGCUUCCACCCAGCCAACAUCGUGGUGACCUGGCUGAGGGCUGGGGAGGUCCUGCCGGUGUCCCUGCUCCCCGUGCCCAGAGGAACCCGGACAAUACCUUCAACGUCAGCAGCUCUCUGACCUUCCAGCCCAUGGAGCAGGAUCAGGGUGUCACCUUCUCCUGCCGGGUCCAGCACGACGCUCUGCCGCACGGCGCUCUGCAGACAGACUUUCUGCUCGUGUUCGGAGUCUCCCCCGUGGUGAACAUUCACGCCCCCACGUUUGUGCAAGGCAAGGCCCAGGUGUUAACGUGCGAUGUGCAGGGCUUUUACCCAGAAGCCAUCGCUGUUAACUGGCUCCUCAAUGGCGUCCGGACAGAACGUGACACACCGUGGGGUGACAUCAGCAGCGUUAGCAUGGAGAUGCUCUCUCCCACAUGGUCCCCACAACCCUCCCAAAAGCACCUGCUCAUAACCAGAGAUCACCGCUCGCCCCAUCCCCACAAGGGCCCUGCUCCA
Chelonia mydas (Green sea turtle) is the source of this 1345-nucleotide messenger RNA. RefSeq names its product tapasin-related protein-like. Bases 59 to 655 code for a protein of 198 amino acids. Lineage: Eukaryota; Metazoa; Chordata; Testudines; Cheloniidae. Gene Ontology annotation, biological process: positive regulation of T cell proliferation; negative regulation of T cell proliferation; immune response. Gene Ontology annotation, cellular component: external side of plasma membrane. The record is from RefSeq and is a predicted model, not a curated record. The transcript has 3 exons.